GACCUGUAUAACAAGGAAGCCGAACCUCCUGGUAGGUGUGUGCUGUGUCGUCGCGACAUAUUCCAGUAAAGCUGUCUUGAGAAGGAUAUAGGUGCAGUGUAAAUCAGCGAAAUACAUACAAUGGACGCCUUCCCCAAAUGUUCUGUGUGUCAGCAGCAUUUACCCUGAAGGGCCCCGCCCCCUACCUACUGCCCUGUCUACACGCUGUGUGUGAGACGUGUGUGACAUCUGCAGCUGGUGGUGUGAUAUCAUGCUCCACAUGUCAGAGGGAGGUCAACCUCAAAGACACAAGCCUCCACAAGGAUACAGUGAGACAGAAAGAAAUAUUCCAUCUGACAGUCAAACAUCGCCCCACAGAGCUUCUCUGUACAAAUGACGAUGACGGCAACCAGGCUGUGUGUUGGUGUCCAGAGUGCGAAGACUUCCUCUGUGAAUACUGCCAGAACAUGCACAACAGCGUUAAAGCUACCAGACGACAUGUUGUUGAAACCAUUGUGGACACGGCACCAGGAAGCAUGCAGGCUGAACCAGUUUGCAAACUUCACAAACGUUAUCCUCUUGAAUAUUUUGAUAAAAGCUGCAACAUUUUAAUCUGUUAUAAAUGCAGACUUGGCGACCAUGCUGAGCACGACGUUGGAGAUGUAGAUGUGGCUGCUGAUGCUGCUAAAGUGCGGAUAGAACAACAUGGGAAGAACGUGACUGCACAUCAUACUUCUCACCAAGCAUAUCUGAAGAGCAUCAACAAAGCCGUGAAUGACACCAAGAAGACAAGCAGUGCUGUGAAGGAGACCAUCCACCACACUUUCCAUUCUCUGAGGACACAACUCGAUCAAAGAGAGAAGGAACUGAUUAUCGAUCUUGACAAUCAGACGAAGCAGGAACUGGCAAAUCUAGGCAUUGAACAAGUAACCUCUGAAGGCGAGAGUGAACGAUGCAAGUUUACCUCAGACUACAUCAAGACAGUUCUCAGAUAUGCUUCAAACUCGGACUUUCUGACACUGGAGAGUUCAAUACAAGAAACAACGAAGACACACUUGAGAUCAGUUCCACCAGAGGUGUACAGUUCACCUGCAGCUGCAUUUAACACGAGAGGACUGGACAAAUUGCAAUCUGACAUUUCUAACUUCGGGUCUGUCGUUGGAGAAGGAUCAGCAUCUGACGAGCACACACUUACAGACAGAGGUACACAGACAGAUGACAUCCAUCUAUCUGACCCGGAGAAGACACGCAAGCAUAAGCUCGCGGAGGUUGCUACGGAGACAACACCACUACUACAGUUUGCUGGGACAUACUUUGCAGAUGCGGGGACUAAAACCUACAGUCUGGAAACAGGAACAGGGACCACGUUGACACUGCAGUGUCCUAAACUACAACUGGACGCUGCUCGAGCCAACACCGACGAGUGCCACGUAACUAAAGACGGUGAGCUGGUGAACUCGCCGCCCGCCACACAACACAGACACAGCGGCAGGUUACGGAAAUAUCGGGGUACAUGUGCCUCCACCCCCAUCCCCCUUCCUCCAUCUCCCUCUACUGUCACCCCUGCCCCACACACACCACGAUACUGGGAGACACACUCUAGGGCUGGUGUGGUGGUUGGAGGGUUGUUGUUGAGGCUUGUCCUGGAGGUGGGUGUGGGGGAGGAGAGCCAGGUGGACAGCGAGUGCCAUGUUUUCCGACAGCACCGCUCCUGGUGUGUCAGUGUAUGGAGCUGUGGCAUACACCGCGGGAGUAUCUGUACCAGUGUGUGGCAGCAGGGAGAGGAGGGGAAGUGUUACACUAACACAAUGUCUGACACACGCGGCACACAGGCCACCUUCCACUACGGCGUUGUGCUGGAUGUGGGGAAGGGGAGACUCGCCUUCAUAGACCUCAACAGAGAGGUUGUUUUAGCCAAGGUGGAUGUUGAGUGGAGCGAGUCUCUUCUUCCCAUGUUUGGUGUUGGGCAGCCAGAUGCCUACACAGUCAACAUGAAGGUGAUAAGUGGGGCAGAUAUCACCAUGACUGACACCAAGAAGUCACUUAUCUAUGACGCCUUGAAUUAGACAAUGAAAUAAACAUGACAUUGUGUAAA
Messenger RNA from Haliotis rubra (blacklip abalone), 2074 nucleotides. RefSeq names its product protein PML-like. Gene Ontology annotation, biological process: positive regulation of DNA-templated transcription. The record is from RefSeq and is a predicted model, not a curated record. The coding region runs from base 138 to 2045 and encodes 635 amino acids. Gene Ontology annotation, molecular function: zinc ion binding; ubiquitin-protein transferase activity. NCBI's taxonomy places the organism in Eukaryota, Metazoa, Mollusca, Gastropoda, Lepetellida, Haliotidae. Gene Ontology annotation, cellular component: chromatin; nucleoplasm. The transcript has 6 exons.